Messenger RNA from Triticum dicoccoides, 1878 nucleotides. Its product is annotated as oxysterol-binding protein-related protein 1C-like. Gene Ontology annotation, molecular function: sterol binding. The record is from RefSeq and is a predicted model, not a curated record. Gene Ontology annotation, cellular component: cytosol; membrane. The annotation marks the transcript as partial. Lineage: Eukaryota; Viridiplantae; Streptophyta; Magnoliopsida; Poales; Poaceae. The transcript has 9 exons.
AUGGCACCUCACCCGUCCCCAGCCGGGGCAUGGUACUCGCCCACCUUGGAUCCUCCGAAUGUGUCGGAGAAGAAUCUCGCUCGGACGCGCCAGAUGAUGGCGGCGCAGGGCAACGACGGGGCGGCUGCGCUCAAGGCCGGCCCCGCCCUUCCUGAGGGCAGAGGAAGCACCUUCUACCCACUCUACGUGAGCGCCAUUGCCGCCGGUCUGGUGGUGAACUCCAUGUCUGCUUUCAACGAGGGCGGGCAUGUGCCCGCGGAGGUCCCUGGGGCUCCGGCGGCCCUGGCGACGGUGAAUGCCGCAACAGCCUGCGACGAGGAGAAGCAGGCCAUCCUCGAGGCGAAGGCCGCUCGUGACGCCGCCUUGGGUGAGGUUGCGGAUGUUCAGGGCCGCUACAAGGUGCUGGAGAGCGAACUGCAAGGCCUGCGUGACCAGCUUGUCAAGGAGGCCCGUGUCCGCCAGGAGAAGGAGGAAGGCAUGAGGGCCCGCGAGGCUGCCGCCAAGGAUCGGGAUGCCGAGCUUGACGAACGCCAAGGCCACUUGGGUGCGCUGGAGCAGGCGUUGGAGGCACCACAGGAGGAGGCCGGCCAUGGCGACACCGGAUCUGGCAUCUCCGGGGUCCUCUACAAGUGGGUCAACUACGGCCGCGGAUGGCGGCCCCGCUGGUUCGCGCUCAGCGACGGCGUGCUCUCCUACUACAAGAUCCACGGGCCCGACCGCAUCGACCUCUCCCGCGACACCGACCGCGGCGCCAAGGUCAUCGGCGAGGACUCGCUCCGCCGCCUCGCGCGCCCCUCCUCCGCCUCCGCCCCCCACUCCAACGGCCACGGCCACCACCAGACGCCCCGCAAGCCCCUCAGCGAAAUCCACCUCAAGGUGUCGACCGUCAGAGAGAGCAGAUCGGACGACAGGAGGUUCUCCAUCUUCUCGGGGACCAAGAGGCUGCACCUGCGGGCCGAGACGAGGGAGGACAGGGCCGCAUGGCUCGAGGCGCUCUGUGCCACCAAGGAGAUGUUCCCGAGGAUGUCCACCAGCGAGAUGGUCGGGCCGGGGGACACUGCGGCGGCCGCGGCGGUCUCCACCGAGCGCCUGAAGAAGCGCCUGCAGCAGGAAGGGGUCAGCGAUGCUGCCAUUGCUGACAGCGAGAGGAUCGUGCGGGAGGAGUUCGAGGCGCUGCACAAGCAGCUUGUGCUUCUCAAGCAGAAGCAGGCGCUACUCCUUGACACGCUCCGCCACCUAGAGAUACCAACUUUCCGAGAAGGAAGUGGUAGCGAGUCUGAUGAUUACAAUGAACCACAAGAUCCUGCUGAAGAGGAGACUGACGAUGAAGAGAACAUAUAUUUUGAUACAACUGAUUUCCUUUCAUCUAGUUCUUUUAAAAGCAGUGGAUCUGAUUUCCAAAGAUCUGAAGCUGGUUCAGAUGAUGAGGACGACUACCCGAUGGAUGGAAUUGAUCCUUCUAUGAAGUCUGUUGGAAUUAAUUAUCCAUAUGUGAGAAGGCGUAAGAAGCUACCAGAUCCAGUUGAGAAAGAGAAGGGUGUUAGUUUGUGUUCAAAGAUCAAGGACAACAUAGGAAAGGAUCUUACCAAAGUCUGUCUGCCUGUUUACUUCAAUGAACCUCUUUCAUCAUUACAAAAAUGUUUCGAGGAUCUUGAGUAUUCCUACCUUAUUGAUCGUGCAUAUGAAUGGGGCAAAAGGGGGGAUAGUGUGAUGAGGAUUCUAAGCGUUGCAGCAUUUGUUGUUUCUGGUUAUGCCUCUACGGAUGGAAGGAGUUGUAAGCCCUUCAACCCUCUUCUUGGGGAGACCUAUGAAGCAGAUUAUCCAGAUAAAGGUCUUCGUUUUUUCUCAGAAAAGGUUAGUCAUCAUCCAAUGGUUGUU